This is a messenger RNA of Hyaloscypha bicolor E, 2016 nucleotides long. RefSeq names its product HET-domain-containing protein. The record is from RefSeq and is a predicted model, not a curated record. Bases 1 to 2016 code for a protein of 671 amino acids. Lineage: Eukaryota; Fungi; Ascomycota; Leotiomycetes; Helotiales; Hyaloscyphaceae. The transcript has 2 exons.
AUGGCCUUAGAUGCGGUAUCCGCUUCUACAAGCUCUCAAUAUCAGUACGAAAAGCUCACCGAGCCCGAUGCACUUCGACUCGUUCUCCUACGGCCUUCCCGAGAGCUGCAAAAUCCUCUAGAAUGUUAUCUGAUUAGUACUACAUUAUCAAACUGUGAGAAUGACCUCCUCGAUCACUAUACAGCCCUAUCCUACGUCUGGGGUGACCAAUCGCGCAGAGUUUCGAUCAAAGUUGCUGGUCAAGCGCUCUCAAUAACCGCAUCUUUGGACACAGCUCUUCGUCAUCUGAGAGAUUCAUCAAGGACAAGGAGAAUCUGGGCAGAUGCUAUUUGCAUUAAUCAGAGUGAUUCUGAAGAGCGGAAUCAACAGGUACGGCAGAUGGCCUCGGUCUAUGCAACCGCACAGCAUACAGUCAUCUGGAUCGGGGAUGGGAACCCAGAAACAGACCAGCUCUUCAAGACCCUCAAAUUCAUUGCUUCUCAGAGGCUUCUUGGGAAAUCUGCUGGAACCCCUCAUGCGAUGGAGGUCAGUCAACAAGUUCGAUUGUCGGCUUCCCAGACCAUACUUGCGCGACAUUGGUUCAGAAGAGUCUGGGUCUUGCAGGAAUUGGUUCGAUCCCGUGAUCCAUGGGUGCAAUGCGGCACGUUUCUUGUCAAAUGGCAAGACUUGAAGAACGAUAUUACGACAAAUGCUCGUGAUAUUGGAGCAGAAAAGGUGCAGCUCGUUGAGGAUAUGGCGAAGCUGCAUUCAGAGCACCAUCUGAGCAGAUUCCGACACCUGUCAGGAUAUAAUUCUGAGGACCUGAUGAGCGUUGCAGGAAGACUCUUGACUUUGUUGAUAUCCAGAAGAGCUCUUGGAGUGCAGGAUCCCAGGGACCGGCUGUUCGCUCAUGUCGGUUUACUGGGGAGUGUGAGCCUUGAUAAAUCGCUUCUCCAACUGAUUGAGGUCGAUUAUGGAAAGGAAGAAAGCUUGGUUUUCUUCGAGAUCGCACGUUUCCUCACCAAGGCCUUUCAAGACUAUCGUAUACUGUCUCUCCUCGAAUACGGGCACGCUACGAACUCCACACAUCUUCCUUCCUGGGUUCCAGACUCAUCAUACUUUCCACCAAAUCCUCGGUGUCUCAGUUUUUGGGUUCCUGAAUUCCGUGUAUUGGCUUCUGCCGGAUGGUCCGUUGCGCGAAUUCAUGGCUUGAGCUCUGGAGAAGCCAACCUAAGGCUCGGAAACCCAAAAUCCAGGGCGCUAUUCGACUCUUUGAAGAAAGAGGUCUUGAAUAACCCUAAAUAUCACUGCAAAAUGAAAGAAUUGUUAUCGUUGUUGGCAGCUGGUAUCACAGAAAGUUACGAGAAAUGGCAACAAGUACUUAAGGAUUGUGACACCCCUGAUCCAGCGAAGGUUUUCACAGCCAUUGAAAUCCAGCUUGGGAAAUUUGAGGAGCCGUACGACCCUCAAGCAUUUUUGAAAAACUCGAGGCUUUUUCAAAGUACAACAGAAAUCUGCCAAACAGAAAAAACUCUUCGACAUGGAAUCCAAGCCACCUGCGAUUACCUCACCGAGGAACUAUUGCCACAGAAACAAGUUGCUUUGUUCGGGGGGGCUCAACCUAUAAGCAACACUAGAAUAUUCAAGUUUGAGUCCCAAUCCUUGUUAGCCCAUCUCACUAUGCUGGGCUACGGGAAUGAAGUUAAAAAUAUGUUUUGCUACCGCAAAUUGGCAACACUUGAAGAUAGCACUCCUGCUCUGGUGCCAAAGUCGACACAACCAGGCGAUGUUGUUGCAAUACUUAUGCGCCACGCAAUACCCCUGGUUCUGCGACCAAUUGAGGUGGAGAAACCAAGCCUUGAAGAGAAUAUCCGAUCCCAGAUUGUCAAGGAUGGGUACCAUUAUCUAAAGCGGAAGAAGAUCGAGCACUUUCGAGUGGUUGGGGAGUGCUUUGUUGAGGGCCUCAUGUAUGGCGAAACCUACAAGAGAUAUAAGGCAGAUCUGAGCAGACAACCAAGAGUACUUGCUCUUCAUUGA